Molecule: messenger RNA, 3507 nt
Organism: Coprinopsis cinerea okayama7#130
Lineage: Eukaryota; Fungi; Basidiomycota; Agaricomycetes; Agaricales; Psathyrellaceae
Exons: 4
Coding region: 1-3507 (1168 amino acids)
Source: RefSeq, a predicted model, not a curated record
AUGUCCCAGAGCGUAGCGGCGACAAGAAGUUUCGGAAGCCUACUGGAGACCCGACAGAGAGAAGACACGAUCCCGCGGCAUUUGACACUGGCAACGGGCAAGCUCGAAAGGUUGUUGGAGUAUGAAAAUGCACCCAGGAGUGCCGGUGGGAGUCCAAGAGGAGGAGGGGGUAUUAGCCCAGCGUUGAACAGCGCAAGGUACUCUGAUUUCUUCUCGUCCAGCAACUCGGCGCAGGCGAGUCCUAUAGAUGCGUUUGCGACGUUUGACCCCAUUCCGGAAGAGACACACCACCAGGAAAGUCAGAUGAUUAGUCUUCCACCUCCGCCGCGACGUGCUGUGAGGAGGAAGAGGCCACCGCCUGUCCCUGCCGAACUGGAGGGUGAGGGAUCGCCGACGACGACGACGCCCAAGUCAAGCACUGGGAGUGAAGGGACUCCUCCUAAUGGAAGCACUGGAGAAGCCGCGGCGGCACCGACGGAGACGCGCAAAGAAGCAGCAGAAGGGGUUGGGGAAGGUGAUGGCACUGCUGAGAGUGCUUCGAUGCUAUCGCGUGUUGCGGACGAUUCUUCGACGUCGUUGUUGACCGUCGACAACCGCGAGAUCAAGACCGAGCCGUCGUUUGAGGAGUUGGUGGUGCGGAGGAAGACAUUUUCGUUGGACAGGCCGCGGAUAAUCCCCACCGUCGACAUCCCGCCGCUGUUGAGCAUCCCAACCGUCCCGACACCGAUCACAGAGCGCUCUGAGCAUUCGCAGUCGUCGUCCGAGCAUGCUAGUCGUCGCAGACUGCCCGUCGAUGACAGGUCGCCGCCACCCCCGACGCCUGUGGUUAUCCAGCCUCUCAGCAACGAUGGCCAGACUGCGGCCUCGCCUCCUGGGGCUGUGGUGGUUGCUGCAUCCUCGGCCCCAGCAUCGCCCACGAUCAUGCCCAAGUUUGCGUCAUUGCCGUCCAAGAUCGAAAAACUUUUACCAACGCGCCGCAACCCGUUUUAUCCAUCCUCCGACAGCUCCCCGACGCUGCCGCCGCCCAGGGCCAGCGCACCCAUUGUCGAGAACAAAACAGUGUUGAAAGGACCUUCCAUAGUGCGCAAGGCCAAAGGAGUUGCGAAAAGCAAACUAACGAAAGCUCGAGAUAUCCGGGACGUCGAGUUCCGCGCCGACAUUCAGCCUUGGCGCAAGCGACCCUUGCUCAGUUCUCACACUCACACCAAGUCAUUGUCCAGGUCCUCAGCUGGCUCUUGCGACUCAGACACAACUUACAAUCCUCCCUCAACUAUCGAUUUCUCCCCAGAACACAGGAUAUCCAUCUCAUCAACAAUAUACCCAGACGACGCUUCCUACAUCCACAUUCCACACUCCCACCACAACGAACGCGACGAAGACAGCUACGACGACAACGACAACGACGACGACGACUAUUACGACCAGCGACACGACAUUCUCCAGGAGAUACAAAGCGAGCAAGUCAUAGAUCCAGACAACUACCAGCUCAUGUCUAUCCUUUCCGGUUCUCGUGUCGUGCCCCAGCCGCCUCAGCAGCAGCAGCAACCAAUUCAGGCAAAGCCGCCGCUGCCGACAACCCCAAAACCAAUCUUCAGCCGCAGAGCCCUGUCACCCCAAUCAUCGUCGCCGUCACAGUCUCCCGUGGCGCCCAGUCUCGUCUUCGAGGGUUACGAGACGUCCAAUGGUGACCUCCCGCCCACCACGAACUGGCUGGCCCAGGAAGAACGUGCAGAUCUUAUCCGCAAGUCGCGCAAACUUGCCCGCGUAUUUGGUCGCACACCUGGCCCCGAUGUCAUGGCCUACCAGGACUGUUCGCGCACUGCCCAGAUUCUUGCUGGGAAACACCGACAUCAAAGGACCCCCCUCUCUUUCUCCAAUGAUCUCGAUGCCGCUAGUAGCGGUCUGCGACGUCGACGCGCAUCAGCAUGGCCUUCACCAACUGAAUCACAUUUCUCGUUGUCAAGCAGACGGCAUUCGGCACCUCUUAGUCCGGAUGAUAUCUCCUUCUUGAAUGUCUCCAGUCCGCUUUACGAGGCUAGCAUGUCACAGGUCGCCUCGCAGUUCCGCAAUGAAUCGGCAGCACAAUCACCCGAGUCACAAGCCAAUUCAGUUGGUAUUGUGGUCACCAAAGAGACAGGAGCGUCUUCAUCGCCUCGAACCUCUUUUAUCGAUUUGUAUGGCUCAGAUGAGGAGCAGGACCACCAUGAUGAUGAUGAUGAUGAAAUAUCCGUGCUGGGUGAAUCGAGCAUCACGAAGAAGUCCAAGAGCAGGCCUGAAUCCAUUCUUUCCGAGAACAUGACGCCCGAGGAGCAGGCCGAAGAGGAACGUAGACGCAAGCGCGAGAAGUUGGCCAAAUUGCAUCGAUACCUUGGAUCGCGCGUCCCAGCCAAUUUAGUUCUCGGUGUCCACGAUCCUGAAAGCAAUCUCCCUCCAGCGUCAUCUCCAGAGCGGCGACGGUCAAUGAAGAUAUCGUCCUCUGAAGCUGAGGAUUCCAUUGGGAAGAAGGCCUGGCUGCGUCGGCGUCAGAGUAGUUCGGCUGCCUUGCCUCCUACUUGGUUGGAUGAGCUCGAGCGCAGGAAGGAGGAAUUGGACACCAAGGAGAAGGCUCUCAACGUCCGCCGAGCCCAGAAGAUGGAAAAGGUCUUUGGUGUUGCACCCCCACAAACACUCUACCAUACCCGCCAUUCCCCAUCACCCUCACUUCCCUACGUGACACCCAAAGCCAUCGCCAGCUUGAACCUUCCAUCGCUCAAACCCUCUUCGGAGCCUGUCCUCUUCACCCGCAAUCCCAACCAACCAUCCUACCAGAAAACCAAAGGCAAGAAGAACAACCGCCCUGGAACUGCGGAAUCUAGCAAAGCAUUGUUACCCAAAGGACGCAGGUCGUCUUCUGUCGGAUUCGAUGAAAUCAGCCACAAUCAUACCCGCUCGUCGGACGCCUUCCAUCCUGGAUUACUAGGGCCUGGAUCGUAUCAUACCAAUAACCAGCAUGGAUCCGAUGUGUAUAACCAUUAUCAACACUCUAUUCAUUCCCUCAAUGAUAUCCUGGAUCGGGACGAUCGUGAAUCCCUUCUCGAGCUACACAACUACAUCAACGGGGAGGGUGAUUCUCCAGACGGUCUGCGGGACGACGGCAGUCCCCUCGAAGACCUCUCCAACCGCUCCAUUCGUAGCCGCCGACACUCUGACGCCUCGAUUAAGACUGAACGCCGUCGCUCGCUCCCAACUCGCUCCUCCAACGCCUCCCUAAACUCUGAGAUCAGCCUCGUCGUUGCUGCGUCUCCCAGUAAACCGGACAUCACGGACUUCCAAUUGCGCAGGCGCAGAGCUGCGAAACUUACGCAGUUCUUUGGUGUGCAUUAUCGGGAGUUGAUUAGCGACGUCUUGGAUAGCUUGGAGAACGGAUUGGAGCACGAGAGGAAGCGCGGGACGUUGCAGGCUGAGGAGCUCGAGGAUCUGGCUCAACGUCUACGAGAGCUGAGGGUCAAGCGAGAAGGGCUGAACUAA